UCAAGACGAUGAUUCUUGUACAGUAACGUUUUAGGUGUAUUAAAAAUACAGUAGAUGAUGACUUCUUCGACUACGAGUUCUUGUACUCGCACUCGUACGAGCACGUUUUCGUGUACUGUACCCAUUUUUUUCACGAUCAUCCAUUUACUCGUACGUACCGUACGUACCACAUUCACAGUACGUAAGUACGAAUCAACGAACUUCUACGGUAACAAAAUAAAGAGAAAACAUCUCUAUCUCUACCGGUACUUGGUUAUUAGCGACUUGUGACACCAAUUGACUCGUCCCCAUCUCGUUUGUGUCCUAACCAUAAUCAUMGUGUUUUGGUUUUGCCUUCGUUCACACAUUCCCAUGAUGUUCGGGUUGCGYAUAGUGCAGAUAAUCUUUAAACAGGCAAUCCUUGUAGCUCUAGCACUAGCUUUGUUACUCACUCAUGCGAGUUCAUUUUCGAUGACCAUGACGGCAUCAGGAUCGGGAAAAUCUCUCUUGUUCGUCACGAACAAAAUGUGCCCCUUUGCCCAAAAGGUGAGUUGAAGAGAUAUUAUAACCACCCUUGCUCAUUUCCAUAUUAUCAUUGGAUYCGACUUGGAUCURACAACAMAACCAAUCGAACAUACAUCCAUUCAUUUCUAAAGGCAUGGAUCGCACUGGAAGCAGCGAAGGUCCCCUUCAAGUUCGAAGAAAUUUCUCUUUAUGGCGGUGGAGGGAAACCCCAAUGGUUUAGGAAGCUUAAUCCAAAAGGGACGGURCCUGUGCUUGUUGUCAACGACGACGGGAGAAAAGGCACAGAAAAUGCGAUCGUCCUUGSAGAUUCCGAUUUGAUUUUGGACGAAAUGAAAUUAGUAGUUGAUUCCGUUGGCGAGUCGUCAGCGUCUCCCUUGACGAUUGCACCGGUCGAUGAUGCGGUUCGUACCAAGAUUGAUGCCUUCCGAUCUUCCCUCACCGAGUUCCUCCCUAUUGGAAAGAGCGCGGUCCUUGGGGGUGAUAAGGAGCGAAUGUGGACCAAACUCCGGGAACUGGACACUCUCAUCGACACAGCAAACGAAGGGCAACCAUGUUUUCUUGCUGGAACCGACAAACCGUCGGUUGCGGAUUGUGCCGGUUUCCCUUUUUUAUGGCGCAUUGACGACGAGUUUGGUGCYRGUAGCUGGGAGAGCCAUGGUUGUUCCAACAUCCCGGUCUGGCUGGACUUGUGUAAAGAGCACCCGGCGUUUGCCAAAAGCGUGCAAUCGGCAUGGUGGUGGUGGUGGUAAGCAAUAAUMAAAGAUUUGUUGUUGCAUGARAUGACUGUUGUCACCAAAACAGGGAAUUAUUCUUCAUGAAAGGAUAGCAAAUGAAGGUUCCAUAACCAAUACGAUCAGUUGAUCUCGUUCCGAAAUACGGUAACAAAAACAGUAUUGUUAGGGUACCCAGCAACGAGAGGAUGACACCAUGAACUAAAUCUACUCAAAAGAAUGUUUUCAGCACAAUGUCGGUGUGAUGCAUAGAGAACCAGGCAAUUUCAGCUAUGUGGGUUUCCGUUUGUCGAGAGCAUUGAUUGGUACCGCGCUUUUUGCCAAUUCCAGACCAUCCAUUGCAUGUCCUCGUGACGGGUCAUGCUCAAAGAAAGCUUUCUAUUGAACGAGUGGAGAAAAAGUCAAAUUUCUACUGAGCAUGCUUUUUUCAAUGUUUCGAGAUGAGCAUGCUUUUUUCGAUAUUUCGAGAUCCAAGAACUCUCUCUCAGUAUUAACAUUUGUAAUUAUUUUACCACUACUGACAUUUACAAAAUUCUAAGAUGCACCAGGUAUUUUCUUUUGGUAGGAGAUUGGGGUUGUUUAGGCUCUUCAGGAUGUUUGCGGCUGUUCCCUUGAYUGCCUGGUGUUCUCAACUUCUUCCUUGACGGUGCCGUGGUUGUGGUCUUUUGUUGAGGAUGGGGUUAUCUGUUUAGUUGACACAGUUGUUCUGAGAAUCUGUACCCCAGGGUCCUACAUGAUUU
This is a messenger RNA of Pseudo-nitzschia multistriata, 1975 nucleotides long. The record is from the annotation of a GenBank genome assembly. NCBI's taxonomy places the organism in Eukaryota, Bacillariophyta, Bacillariophyceae, Bacillariales, Bacillariaceae.